Drosophila ficusphila is the source of this 1912-nucleotide messenger RNA. RefSeq names its product N-acetylglucosaminyl-phosphatidylinositol de-N-acetylase (gene PIG-L). The transcript is spliced from 4 exons. The coding region runs from base 469 to 1527 and encodes 352 amino acids. Gene Ontology annotation, cellular component: endoplasmic reticulum. Gene Ontology annotation, molecular function: N-acetylglucosaminylphosphatidylinositol deacetylase activity. Gene Ontology annotation, biological process: GPI anchor biosynthetic process. The record is from RefSeq and is a predicted model, not a curated record. NCBI's taxonomy places the organism in Eukaryota, Metazoa, Arthropoda, Insecta, Diptera, Drosophilidae.
GUCACGACAAGUAACUUGCAAACGAACCAUGAAUGGCAGAAAAGAGUUUAUCAAUUUAUUUGAGUGUUAAUUAAAUAAUUGUACCUUGAUAGAUGCACGUCGCACAAUUUUUUCCAGUUUAAACAGGACCGGAAAACCAGCCACGAACGGCGUGAGUCACGCACCUGCCACGCAGCACGCAACACGUCAGUUGCCCAUCUCUAGUUGCUGCCCCCGAAAGGCGAAAACACGUAAAGUUUUUAAAUAAAAUGCAGAGAUUAGCUGAUUAAGCGGCGCGAGGGCUUCAAACCAAACGUUUUUAAGUAUUAAUCCAACGUUUAAGGAACACUUUCACUUGGUGACAUAGUUUAAGUAACCGCUGAAGCGCCGUAAUUGCCGCUUUUCCUCGCUGCCAAAAAUCGCUGCAUGUCCAUUUUUGGUGAAGAAUUUCUCGCCAAAAUUCUUGCCCUUGGCCGGACGCAAUGAGAGAUGAGAUUUAACUGGCUGAGCGAGUACGUGGCCAGCAUAAUAAGCACAUCUCCGUGGCGCCAAUUGCAGCAGCAGGUGCAGCAACUCGUCCCGAACCCGCAGGCCAUCUACUGCCGUAUCAGGUCCUCAUCCGCCGAAGCACUGGAGCACGUACUGAUCGCCUGUGCGGUGUACUUGCUAGUAUGCCUGGGCCUCUACAAGCUCACCUUCUGGCUCUCCAAUUCCGGAGCACACAGCGACAGCCACAAUGUCGGAUCCGGCGACGAAGGAGAGCCGAGUCCAAAUCCGGAUGGAAAUCCAAAUCCAGGUGGCCUGAAGCAAGCACUGAAAUCCGGACUGCGGCUGCGUAGCGUUCGGCUUCCGAAGACGGCGCAUAUGGAGCGCGUCCUGCUGAUCACAGCCCAUCCGGAUGACGAGUGCAUGUUCUUCGGGCCGCUAAUCUACUCGCUGACGCAGCGCCAAGGCUGCCAGGUGUACAUACUCUGCCUUUCCAACGGCAACUUCGAGCACAAGGCGAAGGUUAGGCGUCAGGAACUUUGGCGUUCCUGCUCCAAACUGGGAAUCCCCGAGUCGAACAUCGUGCUAAUGAACGCAACCAACCUGCCGGAUGACCCCUAUGUGGACUGGCGUCCGGAUGCGGUGGCCAGUCUGAUACUUCAUGCCGUCGAAAGCCUCGACAUCCAGGCGAUUUUCACGUUUGAUCGCGAUGGCGUCAGCUCCCAUCCGAACCAUUGUGCCGUGUAUUACGCGGCCGCGUCGCUCUGUUUGGCCAACCUUUUACCCAAAGAUUGCAAGUUUUACACCUUGGACUCGAUCAAUGUGAUCAGAAAAUAUCUGUCCAUCUUGGACCUGCUGUGCACGUGCUUUAUGUCUACGCAUUGGUGCAUUCUGAACUGGAAAGAGGCUGCGAUUGUGAGAAGCGCCAUGAAGGAGCAUCAGUCGCAGAUGAGAUGGUUUCGCUGGCUCUACAUCUACACUUCGCGGUACAUGUUUAUUAACUCGAUGCGGCAGAUAAGUCUUUCGGAUGUUGAACUGGAAAUGCAGAUACAUGAUAACUAGCAAGAGAGUGGAACCGAUUGAAUACCAAAAUGCAAACUACCUUCAAGAUCGGAUGCUUGUUUUUGAUUUUUGAUGGUUUUUAUUUUAGACUCUGACGAUUCUACUAGUAUGUAUGUAUGUAACUACUGUUGGCCAAACGAUAGAUAGUAAUUGGAAGGCUAUAUCAAAAACAACCAGGGAACAAAGAACCAGCAAAGCGGCAGUACCAUAGGCAACCGAAACCACAAAACAGUCCAUUAAUUAGUUCCAAACUCACUUAUAAAACGGCAUAUCUUUAACUCUUAUUAGCUAGCUCUAAUUAUUAUUUAUAAUCAGUCCAAACAAUGUUCCAAAGUGUGCGAUGUAGUCAAAUGCUUAAAAAUUAAAAACGUAUGUGUUAUUAUAA